CAUACCACAGCGGAAGUGAAAGCUUCAGAAUAGUGGCUAAAUAAGCAUGUUCGAUAUUUUAGUAUUUCAAAUUGUAAAUAUUUUCUGCCAACAAGAUGAAUGUUUUUAUCUGCGUCGUAUUGUUUCUUGUAAGUGCCGCAGUUGCUAACAAAAGCGGGGAUGAUGACUGGGUGCAUCUGCCAAAUAAAUGUGAAGUGUGCAAAUUUCUUAGUGUUGAAAUGAAGUCUGCAUUUGAAGAGACUGGCAAAACAAAAGAAGUGAUUGAAACCAACUACCGCUUCCUGGAUGAUAAAGGUGCACCGCCAAUCAAAUAUGUCAAAUCUGAUAUUCGUUUCAUAGAGGUGAUGGAGAAUGUUUGCUCAAGGAUUAUGCAGUACAAUCUACACAAAGAGAGAGAUGGAAGUAAUCGCUUUGCAAAGGGGAUGUCUGAGACAUUCUCAACCUUACAUAACCUGGUUAAUAAAGGCGUGAAGGUGGUCAUGGACAUUCCUUAUGAACUGUGGAAUGAGACCAGUGCUGAAGUGGCAGAUCUCAAAAAACAAUGUGAUGUGAUGUUAGAGCAGUAUGAAGAAGUCAUUGAAGACUGGUAUAAAGGCAGCCAAGAGGAAGAUCUCACCACUUACCUGUGUGAAAAACACGUACUGAAAGGACAAGACACUGGCUGUCUUAAAGAGAACUGGGCUGGGAAAAAGGGAGACAUGGCAGCUAUCACAGAGGACAAGAAGAAAAAGAAGAGCAAAAAAAAGAAAGGUAAUGACACUGAGGAUGGGCAGAAAAAGGAGAAGGUGAAGAAGAAGAAGAAAAAGUCCAAGCUGACUGACACUGAGACCAGCAACCGGAAAACUGAAGAUGAGGAGAUCCAGAAGAAACUUCCUCUUAAUCAGGAUAAAACUGAACUCUGAUAGAUUUCUUUACUUUUUUUUUUCUCUGACAUUUGUCUCACUGAUAUCUACAUUUAUGACUGAUAUUGAGAUGUACAUUGAGUUUUAGUUAGAAGAAGGUAAUAUUGACGUCCUCAUUCUAGAUCGCUUGUUACAUUAACUCCAUCCAGGAAGAAGCUAAAAUCAAAUGCCUUUUCAAAUCCAGAAAUGGAAGCUAGACCAAUCAAUCUCUACUGUAGCUUGGAUGUUUGCUUGUGUUUGUUCUCACGCUGGUUUCAUGUCAGUAACAUUAUAUACAAGCUAAAAUCUUUUUUCAGGAAAAUGUCUGCCUUUUGAAGACUAGUGUUUUGAAUCAAUCAAGUUGGCAAGUUGUUGGAAUGGAUUCUGGAAAUUCUUGUGGUUCUCAUUUCUAUUACUCUUGACUCAUCUCACUGAGUCCACCCCCCACCCCCCCCCACCCCCAAUUUU
Molecule: messenger RNA, 1349 nt
Organism: Carassius carassius (crucian carp)
Lineage: Eukaryota; Metazoa; Chordata; Actinopteri; Cypriniformes; Cyprinidae
Gene: cnpy3
Product: canopy FGF signaling regulator 3
Exons: 6
Coding region: 96-902 (268 amino acids)
Cellular component (GO): endomembrane system
Molecular function (GO): signaling receptor binding
Source: RefSeq, a predicted model, not a curated record